GCGUGAGCGACAGCUGCUAGUUCAUUGGCGUCCAUUUCAUCCAAAUACUAUUAUCUCUCUCUUUCUACUAUUCACAUAACUCCGUCGUGGACAUGUUUCCCCGCUAUGACGUCACGUGAGAGCGAGUUUUAGGGCGAGGUUUUUCAGUUUUAACCCGCAAAGAUAAACAGCGUAGUGGUAGAUUGUGUUUGUACGCGGCUGUUUUCAUGUUAUUUACGUGUGUUGAGGACCAAUUCAUCAACAGCAGGAUGUGAGCUACCUUCGUCACUUCACUCUGCAGGAAUGAGAUGCCCAGUCGUCCAGUCACCAUGGUAACAUCACAUCUAUGACGUAACUGCAACCACUUCUUGAUCAGUCGUCUCUGCCAGAUGAACAACCGUCGGCUCCCCCCGCUGCCCUUCAAGGGGAAGAGGGCACUCACCCCCCGGGCGAGUCAGCGGUCGCCCAGCUCGCCACAGCCACUUCCGGUGCCAGAAAUGGUCAUCACAGGUUACAGCACUAUACAAGGGUCUGGUAACCAUGGAGGCAACCUAGGAGGCAUAAACAAUGGCAGAAUAAACCUUCAUGACCUGAACCAGGACCUUGUAUCGGAGUACCUCGACCACAACCCUGAGUUCCUGGACCACUAUGUCCACGCCCGGGUCAGUCUGGACCAGAUUGACCGAUGGCAGCUGAGGAAACUCCGGCCACCAUCGAGAUACAACAACCGGCCUCAGUCAAUGGAACACCUCUCAGUCAAUGGUGAAAACCAUGGUGAUAAUAAAUCAAGUCUUUCAAAGUGGAAGUCCCGAAUUCAGUCGAGCCGUGGUCGAGUGCUACAGGAGUUAGCCAGGGAGGUUUACCAGCCCAAUGGGAAAGCCAUUAUCCUGCACGAGCUGGCUGGCUGUGUGUGUUCAGCGAUCAAUGCAGAUGGAUAUAAUCUUUAUAUUGUGGAUGAAAACAAAAGGGAAGUGAUGUACGUGCCAAAUGUUAACAGUAGUAAGCCGAUGUCCAGUAGUGGUCCGAGUAAUGGCGACCGGAUCUGUCUGGGGACGACAGUAGCAGCACAUGUAGCACACACACAGGAAACAGUCAGGUUAAAGGAUCCGCAUGGGGACGGUCGGUUCCCUGAGGGUUUGGGACACGGCAAUAUCAAGGUUCAUUCAGUGCUAGCCCUGCCACUGCAGGAUGGCAGGGGGUCCUUAUUAGGUGUAGUAGAAUUUUACAGAAACUUUAAAUAUACGUCAUUUACAGAAGAAGAAGAAGAGGGUGCUGAGAGAAUACUAGCUUGGGGUGGACUGGUUUUGUUUUAUACAGAGGUUCAUAGCAGUAUGUUAAAACAAAGAAAACUCAAUGAGUUUUUAUUAACAGUCACAAAGUCCGUUUUUCAAGACAUCAUCAGCAUGGAUACUGUCAUCAUGAAAAUAAUGAAUUUUGCACAAAAGUUGGUGAAUGCGGAUCGAGCUUCACUGUUCCUAUUGGAUCACCACCGGCAGGAGUUAUUUGCACGUAUUUUUGACGUCGGGAGCACUAUGGGUGUUCCUUCACCUGAAAGUAGUCAGCAGAAAGAAAUCAGAUUCCCCAUGGGCAAAGGCGUGGCUGGCCACGUCGCCACCACUGGGGAGGUUCUCAACAUCCAGGAUGCCUAUGGGGACAUCCGGUUUAACCGCGACGUAGACCUACAGACUGGCUACAGGACCAAGAGCAUACUGUGUAUGCCCAUCUACAUCAGGGGGAACAUCAUCGGAGUGGUUCAGAUGGUCAACAAGAUGAGUGGACCAUUCACUAGGGCAGAUGAGGAAGCCUUUGAGACCUUUGCUAUCUACUGUGGCCUGGCACUGCAUCACGCAAAGCUGUAUGAGAAGAUUCGGCGGUCAGAACAGAAGUACAAGGUGGCACUGGAGGUGUUGUCCUACCACAGUCAGUGUUCUGAGGAGGAGAUGAUGUCACUGCGCUCCAGCCCAGUACCUCAUGACAUGCAUGCAAUCACAAGUUAUGCCUAUUCCCCUUGGGGUAUUGACAAUGACGAAAAGCCACUCUAUGUUCUCUACAUGUUCAAGGACCUGUUUGGCACAAUGAGUUCUGUCAGUGAUCCAAGGUUUGACACGGAUGCUUUGAUUCGGUUCACGCUGACUGUGCGGAAGAACUACCGCAAUGUGCCCUACCACAACUGGGUUCAUGCGUUUUCAGUGGCGCACUCCAUGUACACAGUCAUCAAGCGGGCAGCCCACCAGUUCACUCCACUUGAGAGCCUGGCACUGUUUGUGGCAUGCCUGUGUCAUGACUUGGAUCAUCGCGGGAAGACCAACGCCUUCAUGGUGAAGAGUGCCUCCCCCUUGGCAGCCAUCUACUCCACCUCCACCAUGGAACAUCAUCACUUCAACCAGACAGUCGCGAUACUGCAGCAUGAAGGUCACAAUAUCUUCAAGCACCUGUGUUCAGAAGAAUACAAAAAGGUUCUGGGUGACAUCCGGCACUGCAUUCUGGCUACAGACCUGGCACUGUUCUUUGGGAACAGAGCCAAGUUAAAGGACAUUGCAGACAGGAAUGACUUUUCAUGGGACAUACAGGAACACAGACAUAUGCUAAUGACUGUUUCCAUGACCGCAUGUGACCUUUGUGCCAUGUAUAAGCCCUGGGACACGCAGCUUAACCUCGUUUAUGUCAUUAUGGAAGAGUUUUGGCAGCAGGGAGAUGAGGAGAAGGAACAGGGCAUGACCCCCAUGGCAAUGAUGGAUCGGGACAAGAAACAUGAACUACCACAGCUGGAGGUGGGCUUCAUUGUUGGCAUAUGUCUGCCCUGUUAUGAGUUGCUGGCCCAGAUUCUUCCUGCGACUACACCAAUGGUCGAAGGAAUAAGAGCAAACUUAUCCAAAUGGCAGGAAAUGGCUGAGGAAGCCAAGGAAGAAAGCAAGUGAGAGAAAGUGUUGCCUUAAGAAACUAAGUCAAAAGAAAAAAGUGCUGACUAAGGGCAAAAGAGAAGCUUUUCAAGUGGAAAUGACAAAUGAAGAUAAUGCCUUUGGGAUGCAUUAAAGGACAUGGCUAUCUUCCUGGAACUGGCCCCCAUGAUGUCAGGUGGUAUGGACACAGCUGCUGUGAAGACAUGUAUGUGCCUGACUCCAUUGUAACACUGAAGUCUGGACUGAGUGCACAGGGGACAUGGAGCUGGUUCAGUCGGAGCAUGUCGGAACAAUACAGUUUACUGUGAAUCAUUGUGAGAAGACUUUUGAUUUGCUCAGUGAAUGGAGUUCACCUUGGACUCCAAAACAUGGGACAUAGGAAGGUCUCAAGUGGAUAUAUAUUGGUAUGGUUCAUUACCAUGCAAGAUAUUUACAGUGUGCAAAAAGGACAUCAAAAUGUUAUUGUGGAUACAUGGGUAUCUUACUUGUUGGAAUGUUGGAAUUGUCAGGUAGACGCUAUGACUUAAAUACCUCAGAGGCAUGAUAUAUUCCUGAGGAAUAUUAGGAUGAUGAUACCAUCCAAUUUGCAUAACAAUGUAUCCUUCUUUAUCUUCAUUAUAUUUGCUGGCACAAAUAUAUAUAUACAUCAUCAUGUUCCUAUGUACUAUACCUCCUUUAUCAAGUGGAUCACCUUUAAAGCUAACUGGGGGAGCAAUGUGCCUCUUGUAUGUAUUAGAGGUUGAACAGUCAGCUUAGAUCACAGUGCCACCUGGAUGACAGCAAGGGAGCUAUCCUUUAUCAAGUGGAUCACCUCCAAGGCGAACUGGGGGAGCAAUGUGCCUCUUGUAUGUAUAAGCAACGUUAGAAAUUGGCACUAGUCCUAUAGUCCUUGCCAAACUGCCCAAUAGUUAUUAUAAGGACCAGUAGAAAUUUUCCCUUAUAAGGCUUUUACUAUUUGUUUUCAUUUAUAUAAGGACUAGUGGAUUUUUGUUAGUUUUUAUCAGUGAUAAGGCAAUUAAAGCAAUGCAUACAGGACAGUCAGCUAAGGUCUCUGUGUCACCUGUCUGGAGGUGAUAGCAAUGGAUAUAAAUGUGUGUGGAAUGCAAUGUGGAACCUGAGCUUUUCUUGUAAUAAAUGAUGAUUGAGAGGACUGGGACAUGAACGUAGUUGCCAGAACAAAAUAUUCCUUUUAUCCUGACACAGUACUGUCCCAUGUCCUCUGUCUUUGAGCACAGCCAAAUACUUCAAAACAGUUUUUCCUUAACCUAUAUGCUUGGUGUAAGAGGCGACUAAUGGGAUAGACUGGUCAGGCUCGCUGACUUUGUUGAUGCAUGUCAUCGUUUCCCAAUUGAAUUGUGUGGAUCGAUGCUUAUGAAGUCAAUCACUGGAUUGUCUGGUCCAGACUCGAUUGUUUAAAGACCUCUGUCUUAUAGCUGGAAUAGUGCUGACUGCGGCGUUAAACUACAAACAAACAAACAAACAAAUCCUUUACCUCUCAAGGCCCACAAGCUUCUUGGCCUGUGUAAUACUUUAGUACGUACAGCUCAAGCAGCACUGCUGUAUUGGUGCAUUGGUAAGAGGACAAUUAUGGAGGAGGUAAUUGUGACCCAGAUGUACAACCUGCAAUGGACCAGAGCCUUUGGCUGUGUUCUUGUUAACGGAAUGGAGGUGAUAAAAUGUGUUCUGAUAACAUGACAUGACAAAGUUUUGUGUUUCACUGAAAUUUGUUUGUUUUUUUAUGAAUAUGCUGUAUGCUGACACAAAGAGAAUGAGGAGGUGACUGCAUUUAUUCUGUAAAAGUCACACAUGGAUGUAUCCAGCAAAUGUUCUCACGACUGUGAGUGAAUGUUACGAUGUUGUCUAAUGCCUGCCUCUGUCAGCAAUGUCGCUGCCAUGUGAUGGUUGACAUGUAAAUAAUCAUGUUAAAAGAUCCACACUGUUGGGGUAGGAUGGAAACUGCCCAGGUCACACAUUGUUGCCAACCAAUCCUUAUUUCUUACCACAAACCACGCCAGAAACCUAUGAUUGAGGGUUCGAUUCCUAGUUUGCCCCAAUUAUAAUUCUAGGGUUGUCAACACCAUACCCGUGCUUGUGGGUUUCACCAAAGUGGUAAACGUCUCAGACCUGCAUCACUUCAGCCGUUCCUCCUACUCUACCCUAACAUGCCCUGGAAAACUGUUCAAACCCAACUCACUCACUCUUACUACGAGCAAUGGGUACUGAGGACUUGUUCUAUGGAAUCCUCACUUGGGAUACUAGGGAUCCACCGAUGUUCAGUUUGUAGUUUCGUUGGAAGUGUAACAUGAAAUUUUGUGUCGACUUUGAUUUGUCAUUAGAUACUUGGGAUCUUACCACCGAUGUUCAGUUUGUAGUUUCGUUGGAAGUGUAACAUGAAAUUUUGUGUCGACUUUGAUUUGUCAUCAUUAGUCAUAUCAGUGGAAUUUGAUUGACUUGCGAUGUUAACGGAGGACAUUUCUAUUAGACAGAGUUUUUAAGUUCACAGCAGUGGUAAAGUGUUUAAGGAAAACUAUUGAACUGUUAAACAUCAUGUUCAUUAUCACUCAAGAUCACUCUGGCUUUUGUCCAAAAAUAUUUGUUUGUUAUUGACUUCUAAACUAUGACAAUGAAAUACCAGAUUCAAUUCAGAAAUUAACUCCAAUUCUUCCUUGUAGUAUUUCAUUUGAAGCUUUGAAUGAUAUGUUGAUUGGACAGUGUAGAGACUAUUGCUGACAGGUAGAGAGAGGCUUGUUUGUCUCAUUUGGUGUAUCACAAUCCGUUAUAUUUUAAAGUAAUUAGUUUUUGAAUAACUGGUCUUUAACAUGUGAAUCCAAGGGUACAAUUGUUGCACAUGUGUGACUCCUGGGGGCUGGUAAGGAAAACUUGAAUAAUAAUACCCUGAUAUGUGAGGAUGGAUCACCACCAUGUGCUUCAUUAUAAUGAUGUACAUAUUCCUGGUAUAUGUAUUUAUUACAUACAUACUUUGUGUUUGUGAUUGCGUAAAGUGUUCAACUGUGUUGUGAUUUGAGAAUGGUAUUCCUUGGUAUGGGACAGACAUCGAAGUACUUCUAUGUCUCAAUUGACUGUUGAGAUCACCGGUUUGUAUUAAUGAAACUCCAUGUCAUUGAUGUCCGAUGUAUGUAUAUCUUACAGCUGCCUGCAGUGAUUGGACAAAAAUAAACAAUUUCAAUAUGA
Haliotis rufescens (red abalone) is the source of this 6071-nucleotide messenger RNA. RefSeq names its product probable 3',5'-cyclic phosphodiesterase pde-5. Gene Ontology annotation, molecular function: 3',5'-cGMP-stimulated cyclic-nucleotide phosphodiesterase activity; protein binding. Gene Ontology annotation, biological process: negative regulation of receptor guanylyl cyclase signaling pathway; signal transduction. The transcript is spliced from 28 exons. The record is from RefSeq and is a predicted model, not a curated record. Lineage: Eukaryota; Metazoa; Mollusca; Gastropoda; Lepetellida; Haliotidae. Bases 369 to 2897 code for a protein of 842 amino acids.